Gossypium arboreum is the source of this 1287-nucleotide messenger RNA. Its product is annotated as probable tyrosine-protein phosphatase DSP4. Gene Ontology annotation, molecular function: phosphatase activity. NCBI's taxonomy places the organism in Eukaryota, Viridiplantae, Streptophyta, Magnoliopsida, Malvales, Malvaceae. The coding region runs from base 214 to 732 and encodes 172 amino acids. Gene Ontology annotation, cellular component: cytoplasm. The transcript has 5 exons. The record is from RefSeq and is a predicted model, not a curated record.
AAGUGAGUAAUUUUCAUAAAUAAUCAAAAUUUUUAGAUAUUUUUAUAAAAAGCCAAGAACCCCAAUGAAACGAGUUGAUCUGAAGAUGUGAAGUUCAAAUCGGAUCCAUAAACUAAUUUCUGUAUUGGAUUUAAUUUUGGUUUAGAAAAACAAAAUGCUGAAUAUAAUUUUAUUUUAACUGAAUCAAAUCAACUUGUCCACUAAAAGAAUUUCAUGAACAAUAAGGUAAGAUCCUUGGCAGAUUCUGUGUUUAAAUGCCUCUUCUCGUUUUUGGAUAAGCAAUUCCCUUUCUUCUCUCCCCUAAACAUCCCUCGCCAACUUUUCGCUUUUUUGUUUCGUCUUCUGCCAUUCAAACAUUUUUGGCGCAAAAAAGACAUGACAGUCGGUGCAUUUGAGGAAGACAUUUGCACCCCGAUCAAGGUCUCGCCACCGCCGGAUGUAGGAGGCGAUAGCGCCACCGACGGGGAAGAGCUAUUCGUGCCCCCUUUGAAUUUCGCCAUGGUCGAUGAUGGCGUUUUCAGGUCUGGUUUCCCUGAUUCCGCCAAUUUUAGCUUCCUCAGAUCUCUUGGGCUCCGCUCAAUCAUAUAUCUGUGCCCCGAGCCUUAUCCAGAGACCAAUAACGAGUUUUUGAAGGUUAAUGGAAUCCGGCUUUUCCAAUUUAAUAUCGAAAGAUGCAAGGAACCCUUUGUGAACAUUCCAGAGGAAACAAUCCGGGAAGCAUUGAAUAUGUAAAUAACCACCCACUACUAAUCCAUUGCAGACGAGGAAAGCAACAUGAUGCCAUGCAGCACCGUACCGGUUGUCUUGUGGGAUGCUUAAGAAAAAUGCAGAGAUGGUACCUCUCGUCCAUUUUUGACGAAUACCAGCGGUUCGCCGGUGCCAAAGCAAGAGUGUCUGACCAAAGGUUCAUUGAGAGGUUCGAUGUUUCAUCUUCAAAGAGAUAGCAUAGCCAAACCAACCGGUUUAAACAACUUGAUAUAUAUGUAUGCCUUUUUUACGAUACUUUUUGAAGCAUGCCAUGGAUGGAUUAACUUUCUUUAAUAAAAGAAUUUUCAACGGAUUCAAAAACAAAAAUUGAAGAAAAACCCAGAGAGGAAGAAAAGGAAAAAAGGGAUUAAAACUUAAAAAAGGAAGUGUGGACGAGCAACAAUCAGACCGUCAAUGGAGGAAAAAUGACGACUGAAACGAUAUCUCGGCCAUUGAUUUUUAUAUACCUCAACGUUCUUCGUUAUGAACAGACAGACCUCGUAUACUGCCUCCUCACACUUUUUAACCGAACAGAGGUUU